Molecule: messenger RNA, 2804 nt
Organism: Glossina fuscipes
Lineage: Eukaryota; Metazoa; Arthropoda; Insecta; Diptera; Glossinidae
Product: arginine/serine-rich protein PNISR
Exons: 10
Coding region: 209-2512 (767 amino acids)
Cellular component (GO): presynaptic active zone; nuclear speck
Molecular function (GO): RNA binding
Source: RefSeq, a predicted model, not a curated record
AUAAAUAGUAUUUAUCAAUAAAUUCUCGUUUUUAAACAAGAUUACUCCUUGUACGUUUCUUUCUUCUUGCUUUGCGUUUUAGCUUAAUUAACAUUCAAUCCAUUCAUUCAUAACUUCAAUUAUUAUGACUUUUCGACGACUUUCUAAAUUACGAUUAAAAAAAACGGUGUUGGACAAUACACGCUUCUUUUGAAGAGAAUAAAUAAUAAUGCCAUAUAGAGGAAAAUUGAUUAAUUGCAGACUGAGAAAACAGAUCCCGAAUGGCGGUGUAAACAAUAUGAGUCAGUUUGCAGCCUUUCAAUUUGCCACACAAAUGGCUGCAAGUGAUGGUGGAUCCACAAGCCAAGCUAUCGACUGGGCGCAACUCGCUCAACAAUGGAUACAGAUGCGCGAUAGCAACAUAAAUCAAUCGUCGGAAGACACAACAACAAUCGCUAAUAAACACUCAGGAAAUGCGGUCGUCGCAGCGGGAUAUGAAGAAAAAGGUGAAGCCGAUAUGGAUAUGGAAGAUGAUGAACAAAAUGAUGCAAAAUCUUCAGUAGCAAUUUGUGAUUUUGUCAGAGCUUCAUCGAGCCAAUCCCACUCUGAAACAUCUACUUCACCACAGAAUCUGAUACAAAAUCCAAAUUUGGGUCAACCAUGGUACAUGCAACAGUGCUCGUUGUCGAAUUUGGGACCUAGCGGAUCGCAAAUCGGUGUAGGGACGACAGCACAGCCUCCUUGGAAUAUAUGGCAAACAACGACGCCAGCAACACCAACUAUAUCAAACCCCGUCUUAUCCGUAAAAGCGACAAAGACUUCUACGUCCCAUAUUCCUUCGCUUUUAGAGAUAACCGUGCCAAGUCACAGUGAAAUUAAAGCUAUGCCGGAUACGCCAAAUGAAUCUGAAUCUUCUUUAGAUGCAGCGAAACGCAAAAUUUUACCAGCUUGGUUAAGAGAAGGCCUGGAAAAAAUGGAAAGAGAAAAACAAAAACAACUUGAAAGACAACAAAAGCACAAAGAGUUAAGUUUAGAUAAUAAGGAACUGAAUAAAGAUAUAACGGUAAAUCCCUUAAAAACUAAAAUAUCGGACGUUGUCGAGGAAGGCGACGAAGAAAGUUCAGGUAACGAGGCUUUCCCCGUUCCUCUCGAUCUUGUAGAUAAUCAAGGAAGCACCCGUUUUGCGGAUAAAGCAAUACCUGCAUUAGCAACAAGGGAAGAGGGUAAAAGCUUUGAACAAAAACUAGAAGAAUUGAUGAUAGUUGUACGGCGUACGCUUACCGAACUGCUUUUGGAAGUUACCAAUAACGAAAUAUCGCAAGUGGCUAACGACACACUUAAAGCAUACAAAUCAAAAGCGUCAUCAGCUCAGGUGAUCGGCAAAAGUGCUUUAGCUUCUAUAACCGGAAAAUUGGGUUUAGCAGCUUAUGGAGACAGUUCAAGCGAUGAAAAUUCGGAUACCGAUGACCAAGAAAUUAAUGCUCAUAAAUCAACUGAAAACUCCGAGAGCGACUAUAAUUCCGAAGAGGAAAUUAAAAAUGAAAUACGCUCUAAAAAACUUCAAUUUGCAAAAAUCUCCGAUGAUAUAGAGGAACGUGUUGCAAUGGCCGCAUCCCGGGAAGAAGAGAAAGUCAGAUAUUAUACCGGUUUAGAAGAGCAAAAUGCUAGACAUAGAUCGGAACAUACGGAAGAUUAUGAAGAUAAUCGUGAACGUAAAGUAUCAUCGUCUGGUUCCGUUGCAAAAGAUGGUAAAAAUUAUGAGCGAGAAUUUGGUGAGACAACUGAAUCAAAGUUACAUCAUUCAAACGGUAAACGGCAUAGAGAACGAAGUGCCAGAAAGGAACGUACAACUCGCUUUAGCGAUAACAAAGAUAAUAAAGCUGUAUCACUAACGGCAGCCACCUGUUCAUAUAUAAGUCAACUACAAACAAAUAGUCAACCGAAACUGCCCGCAUUAUCCGCAAAUUCGAUGACUGCAGAUCCGAAUGGUCUAAUUCCUAAUGCAGCGAGUGUGUCAAAUUUAUUGAAUACGGCCGGCAAUAUUUUAGAAGAGGCUGCUAAACUAAAAUAUGAACACAAAUCUGCGAGGAAACGGCAACGACGAGAAUAUGAAAAAGAGAAGCGUGUUUCAUCACGCUCUGCUUCUUCGUCUUCAAAGUCGAGCUCUUCCUCUUCAGAUUCUUCAAAACAUUCAAAAUAUAGCAACAGUUCAACUAUAAAACGCAAAUUGCACAAGCAUUCAAAAAGCAUAUCGUCAAAAUCAACGACGCAUGAUAAUAAAGAAAGACGGCGUGAUGAUAGGCGAUCGCAUUCAUCUUCCCACUCGCGUCGAGAGCGAGACUCUAGCGGCCGUCAUCGCUAUAAUGAUAGUGUUAGGCGUCGCCGUCGCCACCAUUCGAGCGAUUCUGACGAUGAAUAUCGUUAUUCCUCUCACUCUCACUCCCAUUCUCAUAGCCAUUCUUCUUCGAAGCGUGAUCGUUCACGAUCCCGUUCGAAAUCCUUUUAUUCCUCUUCUAGCAAAAAUAGGCAUUAAUUUUCCCACUUUAGCAAUCCUCCUUUGUGUUCCUUUUUCAUCUCUUUUAAAAUUUCGUGUAAUUAUCAAAUUUAUAAGAAAUGUAAAAGGUAUGGUGAUAGAUUUUUUAGAUUUGGCGUUUUUUAAAAAAAAAAAUUAUUAGGAAUUGCUUUAGAGUUUUUUGUUUCGGAAUUUUUUUUUUUUUUUAAAUUUUAGAAAAUCUAACAUUUUUCAUGAAAACUGCGUACGCUCCUUUCCUCGUUGAGGCAUAUAUAUACUACAAAUUUUAAAAAGAAUAAAUUAUAUCUUUGAA